Messenger RNA from Ophidiomyces ophidiicola, 1965 nucleotides. RefSeq lists its product as uncharacterized. The record is from RefSeq and is a predicted model, not a curated record. The transcript has 4 exons. Bases 1 to 1965 code for a protein of 654 amino acids. Lineage: Eukaryota; Fungi; Ascomycota; Eurotiomycetes; Onygenales; Onygenaceae.
AUGGCGAUUCGCUUUUCGAGGCCGCCACCCCCGCGACGUUCCAGGAGACUGCGCGUGGUCAUCGUGGGUUGCUUUCUGGCCCUCCUGCUUGCCUUCAUUACAAUUCGAAAUACAUGGUUUCCGCCACCCCCCCUGCCGAUUCCGCCGGCUUCUGAAGACAUUCCCCGAGCGCUGGUGCUGGCGAAAACGCGGUGGGAAAAUGUUCAGUGGGCACAUCGGUUGAGACCACAGUGGAUUCCAUUCGUUUACUCGAUUGACAAGGAGCCAGGCUUCCCUUUGCGGCUCCCAGCUAACCGCGGCCGUGAGGCUAUGGCAUACCUCACCUUUAUAAUCGACAACUACGAUACGCUUCCCGAAAUCACAGCAUUUGUGCAUGCCAAGAAUUAUCAGUGGCAUAACGAUGGCGCAGGAUCCAGAACCGCAGGUAUUUUGAAGAAUCUGUAUAUGAGUACUGUAGAGCGCAAGGGUUACGUGAAUUUACGCUGCAAUCCGGACCCGGGAUGCCCAACGGCAAUCAGUCCGUUCUCUCCAACCGCUGAAGAUAUUCGAACUGGCGACGUCCGAGCUCAUUUCCCCGAGGUGUACAUGGCCUUGUUGAACGUGACACGAAAAGAGGUCCCGAAGAGAAUAGGAUCAGUUUGCUGCGCGCAGUUUGCUUUGAGCAGGGAUCGAAUCCGCCUGCGGCCGCGGGACGACUACGUUCGGAUGAGAGAGUGGGCCCUAACGGCUGACUUUGAUAGUCAGACGAUUGGAUGGGUUUUCGAGAUGAUAUGGCAUAUCAUUUUCAAGGAAGAUGCAGUUUUAAAUCCAGAGAUGGAAGAAGAUUCCGUAGUGUUCACUAGAGAGGGGAUGAAGGGUGAAGCUUUGGCUCAGAAACUAGCACUCGUAUGCCUGGAUGAAGAAAUCGGAAAGUCGAAGAACUUGAGAAAGGCAGCCCCCAUAAAGUUCAUCGUCGUUGGGGGGUUUGUUGCUGUUACCUAUUUCCAGAAUCGCGAUACUACAGAGGACCUGGACUACAUGCUUGAUCCAUCGCUCGAGAAUUUGGGAAAGGUGAAGGAGAAGCUUAGUCGAGCAAUAAAAACCGUUGCUAAAAGGAAGGGAUACGAUGAUGAUUGGGUCAAUGAUAAAGUCCAAGUGUUUGCUCUUGGCGAUUCUGCCCAGCCAUUGUUUCGAGAUUCAAUGGCCCAAAACAUCGUGUUAUGGUCAGGGAAACAUCUUAUUAUUUAUGCAGUGAAAUGGGAAUGGUCACUGGCGCGAAAAGUAAAACGAAUUGGCUCUACGAAACGCGAUGCUGAUGUCAGCGAUGCAGUUGUGCUGUUGAGAAAGAUUGUGGAAGAGACUGGGAAACCAAUACCAAGAACAAGAGCCAAGAGCUGGGAUCAAAUUGUGUUUACACCUAUUGAAGAUAGUGCACUCGACAGGGUCGCUGAAGAGUACGAAAAAGUGGAAGAGAUUGAAAGAUGUCCUAUCAUCCACGAUGAACGCCAACCCGGAAUUCUACAACUCUACAAGAUCCCGAUCUACCGUAUGCGGGAUACACCACUCCGCUCGCUAUAUCGACUCUAUGAGGAUCUCUGCGCCUCUGAUUUCAUUAUGCUGGGCUACGAGUGCACAUAUUUCUUUCACCAUAGCGAGCCUUCCUGGUCACUAGCCUGCCUUCCCGACCCUCAAGACAAUGAUCCUGUCCGAUAUUCCAUUCUUGCUAGUAUGGUAGAAGCACUUGUCGAAGCAUUCAACUGUAGGCUAGAACUUGGAAUCCGUCGUGAUAACACAACUGAUUUAUCUGAAGAACGAAGCUCUAAUUUUACCAGCAAGAAGGCGCCGUCUUGGACCUCAGAUGUUACCGCCGUCACAAAAACUCUGGUUUUCUGCGAGGUUGGCUCCGGUAGCUCUGACAUGACAAUGGAACAACACUUUUUGAAGAGGAAUAUAAAAAUACCAAAUGGGUAUUUUUAUACAGUAUAG